Messenger RNA from Oncorhynchus mykiss (rainbow trout), 2310 nucleotides. Its product is annotated as tax1-binding protein 3. Gene Ontology annotation, biological process: establishment or maintenance of epithelial cell apical/basal polarity; embryo development; receptor clustering. Gene Ontology annotation, molecular function: protein kinase binding. The record is from RefSeq and is a predicted model, not a curated record. Gene Ontology annotation, cellular component: basolateral plasma membrane; postsynaptic density; adherens junction. NCBI's taxonomy places the organism in Eukaryota, Metazoa, Chordata, Actinopteri, Salmoniformes, Salmonidae.
GAUGACUAACCACGGAAGGCAGUAUGACAUCACCAACCCUGCCUUUACAUGCCAGGAAUCAUUUGCUAGUUGUUACUCACGCUUAGCAAGUUGCUUCGAGUAUUGUAUGAUUUAAUGAAAGGAGCAAAAACGACUUUAGACCGUUGAGUUAUUUGCAACCGGGGAGAAACACAAAAGUGUCUGAACAUUCUGAAACAAUGUCUUUCAUCCCAGGACAACCAGUUACUGCUGUUGUGCAACGGAUAGAAAUCCGCAAACUCCGCCAGGGUGAACAUUUGAUCCUGGGUUUCAGCAUUGGAGGAGGAAUAGACCAAGACCCGGGCCAGAACCCCUUCUCUGAAGACAAGUCAGACAAGGGCAUCUAUGUGACACGGGUGACACCAGAGGGACCAGCAGAAGUUGCAGGCUUGAUGAUGGGAGACAAAGUAAUGCAGGUAAAUGGAUGGGAUAUGACCAUGGUGACACACGAUCAGGCACGCAAACGGCUGACGAAGAAGAAUGAAGAUGUCGUGCGGCUACUGGUGACCAGGAAAUCCCUGGAGCAGGCUGUCAAACAUUCUAUGAUGUAAUGACUCCAAACAGUAGCAGCAGCUUGGUGACCUCAUUGUCUUUCGACAGGUGGCGUCCCUUCUAUGCAACGCUAGUCCUUUCAUGCAGACUGAGUUCGCUAUCUGACGUCAGACAAUGCCAGUGACCGAAAGCACAGUAUUCCAAAGCUUUUCUUGCAAGCUGUAAGGUUGGGGUGAAUUCCAUAUCAAAUUUGUCAAUUUAGGAGGUGGAAAGAAAAUGCUAUUCAAGAAUUGAAAAUGGGCAUUUAUUUUCCUUCAGAUUUUUCACUUCCUGAAUUGAUGGAGUUGAAAUUAAAUUGAUUACAGUCCUACUCACAUUUUCCCAAUUCAAACAUGGUACAACCCUUUUAUAACAUCGCUAUAGAACCAAUAUGGUGCAAGUUAUUGGGAUCAUUAAUGCCUUUACUAGCUGACAUGAGAAUGACUUAUUAAGUAAUUAGUACACUUCAUUACAGUUAAUGAUCUGUCACUUUUAAUUUAGCCAACUAAUCAUUUGAUGUUUUCAAGUCGAUGUCUUUACAAGCCAAAGGAAAACAAUGCCAAGAAACUGUAGAUUGAUAAAGGAUGCUUUGCAAACACAUGUGUACAACGCACAUAGCAUUUAUCUGCUACGGUAAUUUGUAUGUAUUCCAUAGAGGCUUCCUGUUUAUAUGAGUUGUUAUGUUUGAUGUAUGGCAUUAAUAAGAAUGGAACGCUUAGUGCUUAACACUGCUCUGUGUUGGUCGAAAUGAAUGAAUAUUCAUCGGGCUUGGACAAUAUAUCUUUAUUUUGGUAUCUUUAUCCAUGCAGUGCAUCUACCAAAGUAACAAGCACAGCCAAACUGCAUACUUUAUAUUUCAUUAUACUCUAAUUGUACUUGUCUACCAAAUACUGUAAUACUCAUUUGAGGAUUGGAUUUUUGUAGGUAGUGUAGCAGGAACACAGUUACUUCUCAUUCUCAACCCUCUGGGUAUAAUUCAUUUGGUGUUGCCAUCGUUGCCUGGAAAUCAAGGCUAGGGUAUAGUCAACUUUAAGUGCCUUCUUUCUCAGGUUUAUAUAGAGAAAGUGGCAUGUUGGAUUGUUAAUUAGGUUGCUUGCUGGUUGAUGUCAGACAGCUAAUACACUUUAGUUGAAUGCUGAACCAACGUUGAAGGAUCAAAUGAAAUUAGACGUUUGAAUACACUUGAAUACAAAUUACACUCUAGUGAGUACCACUAAAACGUGAUGGCGCCAAUAGGGUUUUAGUAUUCAUGCUCCUUUCCAUUCCUAUAUAGUUCAGUAAUAUAUCCUUUUUCACUGCCUCAGCCAUGUUUUACACAGUGAUGCCUCACUUUUGUAAUCCAAUCUUAUCAAUUCCUAUUCAAAUGAAUCAAAGGUAAAAUAAUAUUGUAAUGUGGAUUGCAAUAGUACCUAGUAUGUUCUACUAAUUCAAUAUUUUGUAUGGCUUUGUUUUUGCUAGAAUUCUUUGAAUUGGGAGAUUAUCAUUAUACUGUAUAUCGUUGGCAGAGUGAUGUAACUAAGUCUACACACACUUUUGUAAAGAAUUAACACUUCAAAAGACUGCCCAAACUUUUGAUAAAUGUAGCCUUGCAUGAAUUUUCUAUAAAGUUGAUUUCUAUCAAUAUGUCGUUUGUGUUAAAAUAUCUUUUUUUAUAAUUACUCCAAGUAUAUGAGGAAAAACUUUGAAUGAUCAUUUUGGCAUAUGAUUGUAUAUUGGACACUUUCCGAAUGUUCUUUAACAUAAAUCAAAAAUGAACUGAAA